Bicyclus anynana (squinting bush brown) is the source of this 1590-nucleotide messenger RNA. RefSeq lists its product as uncharacterized. The transcript has 2 exons. The record is from RefSeq and is a predicted model, not a curated record. Bases 193 to 1173 code for a protein of 326 amino acids. Lineage: Eukaryota; Metazoa; Arthropoda; Insecta; Lepidoptera; Nymphalidae.
CUCUUUAGCUCAGUCGACGGCUGGCGAUCGUGGCGUUAGGACGUGUUUACCAAGUUUCAAGGAUCUGAGGGCAGAACUGGUUCCGUGUUUUUAUUUGUGAAGUUGGGAAUUCUUUAGAAGAAAGUUGUGGUGCCGUGACGUAUUUAUGGUAGAAUUUUCUGUGAUAUAAGGCUACGCGGUGCCCGUCAAAUAAUGAAUAUAAUAUGGUAUAGCGUCGCAAUCCUUACCAUAUUGGAAAGAGGCGUGAACGGUCACGGCAGACUGAUCGAGCCGCCGUCGCGCGCCUCCGCCUGGCGGUACGGCUUCAACACUCCGCACAACUACAACGACCAUGAGCUGUACUGCGGCGGCUUCACCCGCCAGUGGCAGCGCAACAACGGGAAGUGCGGCGUCUGCGGCGACGCCUGGGACGACCCCAAGCCCCGCGCUCACGAAAAAGGCGGCAGGUUUUACAACGGCGUCAUCGUGCGCAAAUACGCGCCCAGCGACGUCAUCCCCAUCAAGGUACAACUGACCGCCAGCCAUAUGGGUUUCUUCCAAUUCAGAAUAUGCAACGACUCCAAUGCCACAGACCAAGAAUGCAUGGACAAAUACGUCUUACCUUUGGAAGGUAGAGCGGAAACGAAGUACUACCCCAAAAAUGGGAACGGCAUAUACGAAAUGAAGUACCAGUUGCCCGACGAUCUGGAGUGCUCACACUGUGUGCUCCAGUGGAAGUAUAUUGCUGGCAACAAUUGGGGUACGUGUGAAGACGGCACGGGGGCCGUAGGAUGCGGACCGCAGGAGGAAUUCCGAGCGUGCGCAGAUAUAGCCAUCGGGGAAAACUUCGCCACCACGACGAGAAGGCCGAAGCCGACGUACGUUCACCCGAGCAGGAAGCCACCUACGCCGGCGCCGGAAGAGUCUACCGGAAGCACCUGGUACUACGGUCUCGUCAUCGCGAUUGUCACGCUAUUCGUCGCGGUGGCAGUGUUGGCAGGCCUGUACCUUUACUACUACAGAGGUGGCAUGAAAAUAAAAGCUCUGUUGAAAUCCAAAGUGCCUCCGCCUGCGCCCGUCCCACCUCCCAGACACAAGAGAACCUCUCUGUCGAGGGAAUCCCCACCAGAGAUCUCAGCGCCGAAACUGAUUACCGAAUCUGGCUUCGAGACAGUAGACCUAAGAGCGAAAUAAUGACGAGACUUAGCUGUAACCGUCACUGCCUUUUUAGUCAUAAAUCUAGAUGUAACGUGUGAUUGAUUACGCUUGAAUGGAAAUAAAUCUGAAAUGAGGAUUAGGUACCUACUUUUGAAUCUACCAAAUUCUAAAAAAUAAUUACCCUCGACUAUUUAUUGAUUGUGUAAUUUUAACGAUGUUGUACAUAAAACAUUGGUUAUAAUAACAAUAUUUAAUUAAAUUAUUUUUUCCGUAUAGGUAAUUUAUGUGUUUGAAUAAAAAUAGAUAAUUAUAGAUUUAAAGAUGUACCUAAAUACCCAUAAGAUUAAAGAGUUUCCAGUGUGAUUAGUAUGAUACAAAGUGUGAGAAUUUUGAUGGCAAUGUUGGCCUUCUUGUGUAAAUUAUAUUUAUGUUUUAAAUAAAGAAUUAAAAAUA